AUGUGUGGCCUCUCCGCUGGCAAACUGCAGCAGAGACAAAGUCCGGCUGAGGGGUGCACUGCAAACAAGGAGCCAUUAUUUACAGCCGCCUCAGUCUGCACACAGAGCCACACACACAUCAGAGGCAGGCUGAAACUCCGGGGUGGAGGGUUUGCUUCGCGUUACCUCGGAUAACCGGACGCCGAGAUGUUGUGGAAACCUCUGGGGAACAGCUGUCUGCAGCUGAGCCGACAUGCCGGCGUACCAAGAGCGGCAGCGGUGCUCAACGGGGACGUCCUCGGCCGACGAACGUCCACCUCCACCAGCGGCGGCACCGUGAUGGGCGUCAGCAAGCAGAAAACUAUGGAUGACUUGGGCGGACCGAGCUUCGCCACUACACUGUACUGGCUCUUUAUAAAGGGCUAUUUUAAAACAACGCAGCAAAUGCAAAUCGAACACAAGAAGAUCUACGGAAGCAUAUGGAAGUCUAAAUACGGCCCCAUGAUCGUGGUGAACGUGGCCAGCGCUGAGCUCAUAGAGCAGGUUCUGAGGCAGGAGGGCAGACACCCCAUACGGACCGACAUGCCCCACUGGAGGGGCUACAGAGAGCUCAGGAACAAGGCCCACGGACCCCUAACAGAGAUGGGAGCCAAGUGGCAGCGAAUUCGCAGCAUCCUGAAUCCCCGGAUGCUGAAGCCCAAGCACGUCUCGUCGUACACCAACACCAUCAACGAGGUGGUGACGGACUUCAUCAGCCGAGUGGCCUGGCUGAGGGAAACCAAAGGACAGGGAGUCAUGGUUAAUGACCUGACUGAAGAGCUGUACAAAUUUGCAUUUGAAGGUAUCUGCUCAGUUUUGUUCGAGACUCGUAUGGGCUGCAUGAACGAGGUUAUACCCGAGGAAACUCAAAAGUUCAUCAUCUCAGUCGGGGAGAUGUUCCGGCUCUCCCCCAUCAUCGUCCUCUUCCCCAAGUCGCUUUGGCCCUAUUUGCCUUCCUGGAAACAGUUCAUUGCAACCUGGGACCAUCUUUUUAAAGUUGCUGAGAAGUUGGUGAAUAAAAAAAUCGAAGAGAUCCAGCAGAACGUGAACGUGGACAAGGACACGGAGGGAGCGUACCUCACGCACCUGCUGCUCAGUGAACAGAUGACGGUGACGGAGAUCCUGGGCAGCAUCACCGAGCUCCUUCUGGCGGGAGUAGACACGACUUCCAACACCAUCUCCUGGUCACUGUACCACUUGGCGAAGGAGCCAGAGAUCCAGGAACAGCUGUACCAGGAAGUGAUCAGAGUUUGCCCUGGAGACAAAGUGCCGGUCAGUGAAGACAUCACUAAGAUGCCGUUCCUGAAGGCCAUCAUCAGAGAAACGCUCCGGCUGUAUCCAGUGGUACCAGGAAAUGCCCGCGUCACAGCUGAGAAUGAGAUCGUCGUCGGAGGUUAUCUCUUUCCAAAAAAGACUCUGUUCCACCUGUGCCACUACGCCGUGUCCUACGAUGAGAGCAUCUUCCCCGAUCCGCACACUUUCCUGCCGCAGCGCUGGCUCCGAGGCGGCGACGACGCCAUCAAGCAGCACCCGUUCGGGUCGGUGCCGUUUGGUUUCGGGAUCCGGGCCUGUUUAGGACGGAGGGUGGCCGAGCUUGAGAUGUAUCUGCUUUUGUCCAGGGUGAUAAAGCACUAUGAGGUCAGGCCGGACCCAGCCGGAAAGACAGUGAAGCCAAUCACCAGGACUCUGCUCUGCCCCGCCACGCCGAUCAACCUCCAGUUUCUGGACAGAAGAGCUGUGCAGGCCGAGCAGAGCCGGACGGCAUAAGAGUCCUUUUUUUUUUUCUCUUUUAAAUCAGUGUGCUGUUUGGUAUUCACACUGUGCUGCCGUCGUGUCACCAAGCUUUUGUUUCUGCAGUUCACUGCACAAACGGGGACUGGAAUGAAGCCGCACUCAUGCGUACGGGACAGGCUGGACGUGUCGGCCCGUACAGCACAGUUCGUACAGUUAAAACAUGUCUGCAUGUACAUGCCAUGCCUUUAUCCUGCUGUUUGCUCUUAAUCCAUCAUUACCGAGAGGCAAGGGGGUUUAAAUUGUUUGCUCAAACUGCUGCGAGUGCAAAUCUCGUUCAUGUCUGGGUCCUCCUUUAUGGAUCUGUCUUUACUUUGUCCAAAUAUUAUUUUUUUGCCACCGUCCCAAACAGGUAAACUGGCUUUUAAAUCAUCUGUCUAGUCUGUAAGUUUACAAACAGCAGAAUUUAUUUUAUUUGUAUUUUUUUUUACAUUUUUCUGUUUGAAACAAUUCUUGUUUGAAACAGCCCAGAAAAAAACAUCUGAAAAGUCCAUGAUUAAAGGAAAAGAUAUUCUACAUUUAAAUAUUUUCUCAAAUUGUAUAGUUGGAAAUUUGCAAGAACAAAACUCUUUAAUUUUUUUAGGAAAAAAACACAGAAGUUUUCAGAGAUUUUCUACAUCAGAGAAGUAUUUUCUUGAAAAUAUGUGAAAUUAACCUCUAAAGUUCUGAGUUUUUAGUUUGUUUGUUUUUUAGCAGAAAUGCUCUCCUUUUCUUCUUUCAUCUACAAUGGCCCCUAAUUCUCCGUCCCGGGUGUCUGAAGCUAUUUUACCUUUCAUUAUAUUUCUGUACACAGAUAUAGACACUUUUAGUGUCACUGCCGUUAGCACUUUUUUAAUCAAUGGAUAUUAAAGAGCUCAUUAUUCUGCAAUAAUUGUUUUAUUGUUUUAUGCCAAAGAAAGUAUGUUUAUUAAAAACAUUCAUUUGCA
Molecule: messenger RNA, 2735 nt
Organism: Fundulus heteroclitus (mummichog)
Lineage: Eukaryota; Metazoa; Chordata; Actinopteri; Cyprinodontiformes; Fundulidae
Product: cytochrome P450
Exons: 9
Coding region: 187-1785 (532 amino acids)
Biological process (GO): C21-steroid hormone biosynthetic process; glucocorticoid biosynthetic process; cholesterol metabolic process
Cellular component (GO): mitochondrial inner membrane
Molecular function (GO): oxidoreductase activity, acting on paired donors, with incorporation or reduction of molecular oxygen; monooxygenase activity; heme binding
Source: RefSeq, a predicted model, not a curated record